Molecule: messenger RNA, 2146 nt
Organism: Daucus carota subsp. sativus
Lineage: Eukaryota; Viridiplantae; Streptophyta; Magnoliopsida; Apiales; Apiaceae
Product: actin-related protein 3
Exons: 9
Coding region: 299-1588 (429 amino acids)
Biological process (GO): Arp2/3 complex-mediated actin nucleation
Cellular component (GO): Arp2/3 protein complex; actin cortical patch
Molecular function (GO): actin filament binding
Source: RefSeq, a predicted model, not a curated record
AAAUUGAAUCAAUUUGUAUCGUGAAGUGGCCAUUGUUAUCACCGGACAGAGCUGACCCAAGCAGUCGAGAUAUACAUACACAGAGUUGUUGAGUUGUUUGAUUACGAAGUAAAGACUGAAUCAGAGAGAGACAAGGUGAAACAGAAGUGGGUAAAGUAACAAUAAUGAAUCUUUAUUCACACCGCUGCAGUAUUAAUAACAUUUCACUGUUGCUCUGUCAUUGAAAUGAAAUGAAUGGAGUAAAAGACACCAUCUUUAACCCUUUUUCAUCGGAUCUCACCGGCAGAUCCGUUUUAUAAUGGACCCUGCCAUCUCUCGACCCGCUAUUGUUAUUGAUAAUGGCACUGGGUACACGAAAAUGGGGUUUGCUGGGAAUGUUGAGCCGUGUUUUAUUCAACCCACAGUUGUGGCUGUUAAUGAAUCUUUCGUGAACCAGCCGAGAAGUAAUGUUAAGAACAAUAAUUGGUUAGCGCAGCAUAGUGCGGGGGUGAUGGCUGAUCUUGAUUUCUUUAUUGGUGAUGAAGCGGUUUCGAAGGCGAGAUCUAGUAAUACUUAUAAUCUUAGCUUUCCUAUUAAGCAUGGUCAGGUCGAUAAUUGGGAUGCAAUGGAAAGGUUUUGGCAGCAGUGUAUUUUUAAUUAUUUGCGGUGUGAUCCCGAGGAUCAUUAUUUUCUUUUGACGGAAAGUCCGCUGACUGCACCCGAGAGUCGGGAGUAUACUGGCGAAAUUAUGUUUGAGACGUUUAAUGUUCCUGGACUUUAUAUAGCAGUGCAGCCGGUGCUUGCUUUAGCAGCAGGGUAUACUACCUCUAAGUGUGAGAUGACAGGAGUUGUAGUAGAUAUAGGUGAUGGGGCUACCCAUGUUGUACCCGUUGCAGAUGGUUAUGUUAUUGGCAGUAGCAUUAGGUCAAUUCCUCUUGCUGGGAAGGAUGUGACUCUAUUCAUCCAGCAACUAAUGCGGGAAAGAGGAGAGCACAUUCCUCCUGAAGAUUCACUUGAAGUUGCUCGAAAAAUCAAGGAAUCUUAUUGCUACACUUGUUCUGAUAUUGUCAAGGAAUACAAUAAGCAUGACAAGGAACCAGCAAAGUACAUUAAGCAAUGGAAAGGCAUCAAACCUAAGACUGGAGCAUCUUACACUUGUGACGUUGGAUAUGAACGAUUUCUUGGUCCUGAGGUUUUCUUCAGCCCGGAGAUAUACAGCAGUGAGCUCACAAGCUCUCUACCUGAAGUAAUUGAUAAGUGUAUUCAGUCUGCACCAAUUGAUACAAGAAGAGCAUUGUAUAAGAAUAUAGUGCUUUCUGGAGGAUCAACCAUGUUUAAGGAUUUCCACAGAAGAUUACAGCGUGAUGUAAAGAAGAUUGUCGAUGCUCGGGUCCUUGCAUCUGAUGGUCGAGUCAGUGAUGAAAUCAAAGCAAAACCAGUGGAAGUCAAUGUAGUUAGUCACCCUAUUCAAAGGUAUGCAGUUUGGUUUGGAGGCUCUGUACUUGCGUCGACACCUGAAUUUUUUCCGGCUUGUCAUACAAAAGCAGAAUACGAGGAAUAUGGAGCAAGCAUAUGUCGAACUAAUCCUGUUUUUAAGGGAAUGUAUUGAUAGAGAGGCCCAUUUGAGCUGAUGAUUCUGGAAGCAUUUGUUGUAUUGUUACAGAUUGAAAGGCUUGUGGUUCCUUGGGCCACUAAAGGGAAACACCGCUUGGCUUUCGUGUAUAUAUACAGGAUAGCCCUCAGGAGGUACUGUGCAAUUUUGUUUCAACUCAUGUGAUUUUCUUCUUCCAUUCUUCUGGUAAAGAGCAAAUGUAUUUGGAGCCUUGAUAUACAAUGCCUCAGCUGUGGAUGGAUCUAGUUGAGAAAUGAUUUGGCAUCCGUCAAGGGACUGACAAUUUAUGUUUUUAGCAUAGUUUAGUCAAUUCCCUUCUUUUUGUCAUUGUGAUUAUUCCAUCAUAGUGUAGGGUGGCCAAUUUAUUUUAGAUUCAACUGCUGAUGUGUAUUGCAGUUGGACUUUUUUUGGAUACUAGAUAAAAAAAUCAAUUCUAGGGGUCUUAAUUGUAAAUGUUGAUAACUGUUCUCCAGUAAUUCUUUUUUAUUUAUUUUUUGGAUUCCUGUCACUCUUUAACAUUUAAGUUAAUGAAAUAAGAUAUGUCAUGUUCUGUCA